AUGCCGCUCCACCUCCUCGGCAAGAAAUCGUGGAACGUCUAUAAUCCCGCAAACAUCGCACGCGUACAGCGCGACGAGGCCGAGGCCCAGAAGCAAGAGCAAGAGCAAGAACGCCGCCAUAGACAAGAUGAAGCAGCAGACAGAAUAGCCGCGUUGCGAGGAGAGAGAGAACAUGCUGAACGAGACUCAGCAUCGCCAAAGCGAGACUUGGACCACCGCGACUACCAAGAGUCUGCGAAACACCGAGCAUCGAAGAAACGCAAAUUUCCAGGUGAAGAUGAUACCGAUCGAGACAUCCGGCUUGCUCAGGCACAAGUGCAGAACUUGCCGAGCACAUCUCUCUCAAAGGAUCAUUCUCCAUGUAAUAUUGCGAAGUCUCGAAACCACUCUAUCACCGAUUCCGACGGCCACAUCUCAUUAUUCCCCGUCCCAGAGCAACCAGACCGACCUCGACGUAAAACCCUACCGCCUGGCGAAAACCCAUCGCACUUCUACCUCUCCGACGCAGCUGCCUAUGGCCGGAAAGCAAGCGAUGCUCCGUGGUACAGCCUCGCGAACAAGAACACCCCAUCCCUGCCCUCCAGGGAGCCAUGGGGCUUGACAUCGCCGCGAGGUCAACAACGCCAAGCAGCCCGCGCCUCGGCAAACGACCCUCUCGCGAUCAUGAAGCAAGGCGUUAAAAGGCUUCGUGAAUCAGAGCAACAACGCAAAGAGUGGAAAGAGCAGCGGGAGCGUGAUUUGCGAGAGGUCGAGGACUUAGCACGGCAGAAGCGGAAGAAACGGUCCGGAGGUCGGCAGAGAGACGUUGAGAAGCGGCCCUCUCGUAAACACCGAGCCUAUGAAGAGAGACAUUCAGGCUCCGAUGCUGGUAAAGCCAAUGAUGAUGACACGGAAAGCCUCGACGGAUUCAACCUUGACGAAGGGUAUACGAAGCAUCCUGGGAAGGACGGCCACCGCCGACGCAGCCAUCGCCGGAGCGAUUCCCAUCAUACUCGGGACUCUCACCAUCACCGUCGGCGCCGGUCACGUUCAAGGUCUCGUUCGCGUUCUCCAAGGAGAAAUUGA
Messenger RNA from Exophiala aquamarina CBS 119918, 1065 nucleotides. RefSeq lists its product as uncharacterized. The transcript has a single exon. Lineage: Eukaryota; Fungi; Ascomycota; Eurotiomycetes; Chaetothyriales; Herpotrichiellaceae. The coding region runs from base 1 to 1065 and encodes 354 amino acids. The record is from RefSeq and is a predicted model, not a curated record.